Molecule: messenger RNA, 2202 nt
Organism: Clonostachys rhizophaga
Lineage: Eukaryota; Fungi; Ascomycota; Sordariomycetes; Hypocreales; Bionectriaceae
Source: the annotation of a GenBank genome assembly
AUGCCCAAGCUGUUUGGUGCCAUGGACGACAUCGCCAAAGUGGCUCGUGCUGGAGCCUACAGCACUUUGUGGCUCGGCCGAUUUGCCAAGCGAUACUACAACAGCGCCGUGAAUGGCACAUGUCUUCUUUGCAACAAUCUCAAGCCGGAUGGCCAUGAGAACACCACCAUCUGGACACCCGAGGGAGACAAUAAACCGACUACUAGCCUACCUGGGGGCGGCAUCAUCAAGUCGCCAGCAUCCGGCAGGAAUAUCCUCGCCCUGACUCUGAAGGAUCUGUCUACCACCAAAUUACUCCAGUGUCGGGAUAUUGACCCCAAGACUGGUGUUCCUGUGAGGGAUUGCCCAUACUGUCGGCUCCUCUGCGAGAUAUUUGAUCACUUCUUCAUCGACGAGUGGAUGAGCUGGGUCACAGAAACCCGGAAUGGGAUGCCGAUUAGCUUCGGCUUGAUGAUUCGGCAAGGCGCUCCUCUUGUUGUAACAACUAUCGGAUUCGUCCAUGACAAGUAUUUGAAGAAUGCCCGCGCAGAUGUCGAGUUGUAUCUUGACUACUCUCCGCCUCCGCCGGCCAUACCAGCCCUUCCGGCAAUUGGCCCGGCCGGUAUCAGACAAACCGACACUCGAUCUCCAGCCUGUAUGUCGUUCAUCAAAGACAGCGUUGACCAAUGUUAUCGAGAGCAUACACUUUGUCGCAACGAAGCUCGGGGCUUCAACCCUACGCGAUUGCUCCAUCUCGACGGCAAAGACACUCAUCUACGUCUCUACGAAACCGCCGGAUGGGAGCAGCCUGUUCGCUAUGCAGCCUUUAGUCACUGUUGGGGUGGAAGUGAUCCGGUAAAGCUGACAGCUGCUACCUUGGAAGGCUUCAAGGAGGGCAUCGACGUUUCUGUAUUGCCAAACACAUUCAAAGAUGCAUUAUCUGUAUCGCAAGAGUUGCAGAUUCCCUACGUUUGGAUCGACUCUCUUUGCAUCAUCCAGGGCGACGAAGCGGACUGGGAGAUAGAGGCAGCUCGUAUGGAACAGGUCUAUAGCAGCGCAUACGUUGUCAUCACCGCCGCCUCUUCCCCAAACCCAGAGACGGCCAUUCUCGGACCUAGAGAAGCCGAGUGGCUCCCAAAAACGUUUGAUUUGCCGGUCACUCCUGAUGUCAAUAUCCCCAUCGUUGCGCGAAAGCGCCAUAUCCUAGCGGCCCCCAUGGAGCAAGGACAAUGCGAACCGCCAUUUGCCAAUACGGGGACAGACCUCAAACGCAUUGGGCCUCUCUACAAUCGCGGUUGGUGCUUCCAGGAGGCUUAUCUCGCAUACCGGAAUCUUCAAUUCACCCCCGGCGCGAUUGUAUUUGAAUGCAAGACUCACCGCAGGAGCGAGGACCAACUCCCGCCUUAUCCAUCCACCAUCCCAAGUGCUCGAGAGUCUGUGGACCCUGCUGAGCAGUGGCACAGGAUUGUAAAGUCCUUUACCUCGCGCCAGCUGACCUAUGGCAGUGACAAGCUGCCCGCCAUAGGGGGGGCAGCAAGGACCAUGCCCCAGGCGCAAACUACGCAGUACGUGGCAGGCCUGUGGCAUUCCACACUUCUAUUUGAUUUGAUGUGGCAUGUGAUGCCAUACAUGGUAUUGGCUGGCCAGGAUCGUCAGGCGCUUUCCUACGACGAUCACGACGGAGGUCCGCCAACGUGGUCCUGGGCCUCCAUGAAUUGGGGAGUGGUUUGGUCGCAGUUCCCCAGAACACAACUAGUAGCCGAGCUAUUGGACUAUAAGGUCACCGGCAGUCAUCUGGACCCGUAUGGCAAGGUAACAGGCGGUCUACUCACACUGCGCGGCCGGCUGAAGAGGUGCGAGUUGAGGUCAGACGGCGCCCUCACCCACGAUGCCUUCUACAUACAGGCUGAUGGGACAAGGAGCGAACUGCAGCAUUACCGCACCGAUGGGCCAUUGUCGUUUGAACAUGAAGCUGGUCCAUACGGCGCCCGGGUGAGAAGGGGUCGCCAGGGACCGUACUCGGGGAACUUGGAGACUACGGCGGUUGUCUUAUUCAUAACUAGCAACACGCUCUUGGCAAAUGGUAUGUGGAAGCAAUAUCAAGGUCUAGUGCUGGGCACCUCGCCACGCUCACCUGGUUGCUUGGAGCGUGUAGGCUUGAUUUGGAGGCUGCCCACGCACUGGUACGAUACUGCUGAGGAGGGUACAGUUCAAAUAGUUUAA